This is a messenger RNA of Suillus subalutaceus, 465 nucleotides long. RefSeq lists its product as uncharacterized. The record is from RefSeq and is a predicted model, not a curated record. The transcript has a single exon. Lineage: Eukaryota; Fungi; Basidiomycota; Agaricomycetes; Boletales; Suillaceae. The coding region runs from base 1 to 465 and encodes 154 amino acids.
AUGCCUCCCUGGCCUGAUGAUCCCGAAAGUGUCACCAAACCCAAACAUGACCCAUCACAGCAAGUCAUCGCCCCCCCUCAUGUGGACAAUCCUGAAAGCAUCACCAAGCCUGAAAGUGACCCACCACUGCAAGUCAUCACCCCCCCUCAUGUGGACAAUCCCAAAAGCGUCACCAAGCCUGAAAGUGACCCACCACAGCAAGUCAUCACCCCCCCUUGUCCUAAUGACCCAGACAGCAUCACUGAGCCUGAAAGCGACCCACCCAAGCCAAUAGCACAGUCAUCUGCUGUCAUCAAACCAGUGAAGUCUAUAUUUGCAAUGCCAAGCCCACCUCCACCUGGAUCAAUUUACUGGAAGUAUGUGUCGCAGGAGGAGGAUAAAGUGUGGUAUGACCAAUCAUAUACAGACAGGAAUUUCCUUGUGGUUCAUGCAAUGAAACAAGAACUUGAAGAAGCUUUUGAGUGA